GUAAUUUGUAAUGUUGCACAUUUAACCAUUGUUAUUGCUAAUUAAGAUCGUAGAGUAAUGCGUUAUCAAAUUAUAAAGAAUUGCAUCAACCAGAAAUUUACACACCACACGAUUCCAACAUUUUACGUUUACACCAAAAAUAACAGCCAAUGUGAUUAUACUGCUAUUAAUUCAUUUCAUUUCUACUAUAAAAACGAUUCGAGCUUAGUACAAGUCAACAAUUCUUGGAUCACUCUACAUCUGGCAUCUCUACACUCGAACAACAUGAUAAAAAAUAGUACUAUUCACUUCCUUUUUCUAUUCAUCCUCCUUAACAUUCUCGUGUUCAAUGUUCAUUUAACCAAAUCAAAACCAUAUCCCAAAUUCCCAUGUCAUCCACCUCAUCACAAAUAUGAUUUUUGCAACAAAAAAUUGUCAAUUCCCACUAGAGUUAACUCCCUAAUCUCCUUACUAACCAUUGAUGAAAAAAUAUUACAUCUAAGUGAUAAUACAUCUUCGAUACCAAGACUUGGUUUACCAUCAUAUGAAUGGUGGUCGGAAUCUCUUCAUGGUAUUGGUACUAAUGGACCUGGAAUCAAUUUCGAUGGCCCCAUUAGAGGCUCCACUAGUUUCCCACAAGUUAUUCUUACUGCAGCUACUUUUAACAGAAGUUUAUGGCAUUCAAUUGCUAAAGCUAUUGCAGUUGAGGGAAGGGCUAUGUAUAAUACUGGUCAAUCUGGGCUUACAUUUUGGGCACCGAAUAUUAAUGUUUUUAGGGACCCAAGAUGGGGAAGAGGUCAAGAAACUCCUGGGGAAGAUCCAAUGGUGAUUUCUACUUAUGCUAUUGUGUAUGUGAAGGGAUUUCAAGAAGUGGAUUUGAAGGGCGUUGAAGGAAGUGGCGGUGGAGGAAAGAGGAGGGUUCUUGAGGAAGAUGAUGGCGAUAGGUUGAUGUUAUCAGCUUGUUGUAAGCAUUUCACUGCUUAUGAUUUGGAGAAAUGGGGUCAUGUUACCAGAUACAACUUCAAUGCUGUGGUGACCAAGCAGGAUAUGGAGGACACAUUUCAGGCACCUUUUCGUAGUUGUAUCCAACAAGGUAAGGCCAGUUGCUUGAUGUGUACCUACAAUAGUGUGAAUGGAGUACCAGCAUGUGCAGAUAAGGAGCUCUUAGAUAAAGUCCGAACAGACUGGGGGUUUGACGGAUACAUCACCUCUGAUUGUGAUGCUGUGGCUACUAUAUAUGAAUACCAUAAUUACACCAAAAUGCCAGAAGAUGCAGUUGCUAUUGCUCUGAAAGCAGGAACGAAUAUAAACUGUGGAACAUACAUGCUGCGACACAUGAAAUCUGCAUUUCAGCAGGGGAGUGUGCUUGAACAAGACCUAGACAGAGCACUUCAAUACUUAUUUUCUGUUCAGUUCCGACUUGGUCUUUUUGAUGGAAACCCUGCAAAGGGACAGUUUGCAAAAUUUGGACCUCAAGAUGUCUGCACUUCUAAGAACUUGAAUUUGGCCCUUGAUGCGGCAAGGCAGGGCAUUGUGCUUCUUAAAAAUGAUAAGAAGUUCUUGCCAUUGAACAAGAGAAGUGUUUCUACAUUAGCUAUAGUCGGUCCUAUGGCAAAUGUGAGCAGUCCGGGUGGUACUUACACAGGUGUUCCAUGCAAAUUUAAGAGAAUCCUUGAGGGGUUUUACCGACAUGUAAAUAGAACACUUCAUGCUGCUGGUUGCCUUGAUGUAGGAUGCAACUCCACCGCUGGUUUCCAGGAUGCUAUUUCUAUUGCUAAAGAAGCUGAUUAUGUAAUUGUUGUGGCUGGGUUGGAUUUAUCCCAGGAAAGAGAGGAUUUUGACCGGUAUAGUCUUCUCUUACCAGGUAACCAAACAAACUUGGUUACCACCCUUGCAGCUAUAAGUAAGAAACCAAUCAUUUUGGUUCUUACUGGUGGUGGACCUGUUGAUAUAUCCUUUGCUGAGAAAGACCCAAGAAUUGCUAGUAUCUUGUGGGUUGCUUACCCUGGAGAAACUGGUGGUAAAGCACUUUCCGAGAUAAUUUUUGGAUAUCAAAACCCAGGUGGAAAAUUGCCCAUGACUUGGUACCUUGAGUCAUUCACCAAAGUGCCAAUGACUUGCAUGAAUAUGAGAGCUGAUCCUGCGAACGGUUAUCCUGGAAGAACCUAUCGAUUUUACACUGGAGAGCCGUUAUAUGGAUUUGGGCAUGGAUUAAGCUUUACAAGCUUCUCUUCACGGCUCUUAUCUGCACCAAAAAGAUUGAGUUUGUCACUUGCUAAAUCUAACUGGAAAAGGAGUAUACUUGUCCAAGAACACAGUAGGCUUGGUUACAUUCAUGUUGAGGAAGUGCCAAGUUGUAGUUUGUCUCAAUUCUUCAUUCAUAUCUCUGUCUCGAAUGAUGGGGACAUGGAUGGAAGUCAUGUUGUGCUGUUAUUCUCACGUGUGCCACAGAAUAUUCACGGUGCUCCACAGAAACAACUGGUGGGAUUUGAUCGUCUGCAUGUCCCAGCACGUGAAUCUGUUGAAACAAGUCUCUUGGUAGAUCCUUGCGAGUUUCUUAGCUUUGCAAAUGACCAAGGCAACAGAAUAUUGGCACUUGGUGAAUAUACUCUCGUUUUAGAUGAUAUUGAACAUGUUGUAUCCAUUGAAAUGUGACACCAUCUGCACAAGAGGUUUUGCUUGCCUGAAAUCUUCACAGAAUAAGAACAUCGUUGUGACCUGAUCCUCAGGUUCUUCUCCAGUCAGUGCCAGAGCAGGAAGUUAAAGAAUUAAGCUCUGGUGACGUUAUCUAGGAUCAAUCAGACCAACUCCUAUGUGGUUUAUUUGUAUGAAGACAGCUUUUAGCAUUUUCAUUUUUUUUCAGGGGAAUAAAUAGAAAGAAUACUCUAUUUGGAUGGAUUAGGAAUAUGUCAAGCAAUGAACAUUUGGAAUCUGUACGCAUUAUUUGUUUUCUCAUCUAUACAAUUACAGAUUCAAUACAAGGAUGUGAAAAGAUUCAUAA
Messenger RNA from Capsicum annuum, 2980 nucleotides. RefSeq names its product probable beta-D-xylosidase 6. Bases 58 to 2634 code for a protein of 858 amino acids. The record is from RefSeq and is a predicted model, not a curated record. Gene Ontology annotation, cellular component: plant-type cell wall. Gene Ontology annotation, molecular function: alpha-L-arabinofuranosidase activity; xylan 1,4-beta-xylosidase activity. Lineage: Eukaryota; Viridiplantae; Streptophyta; Magnoliopsida; Solanales; Solanaceae. Gene Ontology annotation, biological process: xylan catabolic process; arabinan catabolic process. The transcript has 6 exons.